AUGGAAUCCACCGGUGAGCCGUCCUUUAGUGUGGCGACGCUUGUAGGAAAAGCCAUCGCGGUUGGGUUCGGUUCCAAGCUUGUGGUGGGUCUUUAUCCCAUGAGUAGCGUAGGUGAAUCAGGACCGAACAGCUCACUGACUAUAGAUGAUAAACAAUUGAUUCGGGCGGUUACCUUUGUUCAAUUUCCAGAAGGCCCACUGUGUGUUGUCACCGCUGGCGAUGCAAAGUACAUCAAUGUUUACAACCUUGAUUCCAUGGUGCACUGCAACCCAGCUACGUUACGGAAAACCAUCACCGAUAGCCAUAGCGAGGUGAACGACGCGGGUUUACAACUCUCGGAGUCUAAACCGAUAAUCCAGGAGAUUGAGCCCUGUUACCACUACGGUCCACACACCAAACGCAUCACAUCCAUGAUAACCGAGGUCGAUGGUUGCAUUAUCUUCGCUGACAAAUUUGGUGAGGUGUACCGCCUACAGCUGAACUGGAAUCCCUCCUCCAAGACCGUUACGGCGGUAAGUGACGACCAGAAGCCCCCUGCAGCGUUUCUUUUUCAACAUUUUAGCAUCAUUUUGGCUCUUUAUCUUUCCUCCCCUAUUCCUCCUUUCGGGGCGUCAUCGGGCAAGCCGGAGGGGCAUAGCCGUCGCCGCCUGUUCAGCUGCGAUAAGGAUCACCACUGCCGCGUUAGCUUCUACCCGGCGGUCUACAAUAUCGAGCAGUUCCUCUGGCCGACGAGCAAGAGGCCGGCGGUUACCACCUGCGUGGAGGAAAUCCCUUUGUUAGAUCGGAAACGCGUUUGCGCUUCCGCGGCGUCGACUCCGCAUCCGAACGGCACCAUCGAAGAAGCGCGGCCCCUCUCGCACUACGUGACCGGCAGCUAUGAAGGGGAGGUGUUUUUAUGGGUCGCCCGGAACGAUCUCCCGCCGAACUCAUCGGAGGAGUCUUUUCGAUUAGUCUCCAGGUGUCGGCCCGAGUCGGGUGAGGUGGACACGCCGGAAACCGGCGCGGUGCUUUCCAUGGUCUAUCUGGCAUGCCGCCGCGUCGCCGAGUGCAGUUCUGGACCCCUGUGCGACUCCCCCAGUGGGGUACUGGUGGCGUACGAAAAGCUGAAGGCGGUUGUUUUCUUUCAAAUAUCUUCCACCAAAGAGGACGGGUUGGAGGCGCAUCACUCGUUAGUAUAUGGCGGACGCAUUCAAUUGGAGCAGUUCCCGACCGCCAUGGUGCGCUGUGAUGAAUCCACGGUGUUAAUUUUGAAUCGAGAUGGGGCCACGGCGCGGGUUCACCUCUCUGCUACCCAUGGUUCAGAUCCUCAUAGUAGCCAUAUUGUGGGGGAUAAAGGUGAGGUGUCUCCUGAGCCCUACAAACCGGGUGCCAACACAAACUUCAGGUUGAGUUUUCUACCCCACGUGACGACUUCUUUAGAAGAAGGCAUCAAGCACAUCAUUACGCCUCGCGGAAUUAAUUUGCUGAGCGAGUUAAAUUUGUUUUCGCAGUGGCAGAAAACCGUUUCUGACCCCCGAACGCGUCAGAAGCAACUCGGCAGCGAUGAAAGUGGGGACGAUAUCAAUAUGGGUGCGUCUCGGGAAUCCAAUAAAAUUUCGCAUGAGAGUAAGGAUGAACAUAUUUUAAAUAAGCGGGCGCGUCCGGACAGUAAUGAAUAA
Phytomonas sp. EM1 is the source of this 1659-nucleotide messenger RNA. Lineage: Eukaryota; Euglenozoa; Kinetoplastea; Trypanosomatida; Trypanosomatidae. The record is from the annotation of a GenBank genome assembly.